This is a messenger RNA of Budorcas taxicolor (takin), 414 nucleotides long. It is a transcript of the gene UTS2B, whose product is annotated as urotensin 2B. The record is from RefSeq and is a predicted model, not a curated record. Lineage: Eukaryota; Metazoa; Chordata; Mammalia; Artiodactyla; Bovidae. The transcript is spliced from 5 exons. Bases 1 to 414 code for a protein of 137 amino acids.
AUGAACGUGAUUUUAUCAACCACUCUUUGCUUUGGACUCCUAACUUUGUUAUCUGUAAUGAUCUUUUUAGAAUCGGUGCACGGACUGCCAUAUUUUAUUCAAGGAAAUGAAUUGCUUCCAGAUAAAGAAGAUACAGACGGUGAAGAACUGUUGCUGGCUCUACUGAAUGAAAAUUUUGGCUUCCAAAGAUCUUCCAACAUUGAUAUAGAACUGGCUAACAAAUUGGAGGAACCUAACCAGCUGGAAAUGCUGAAAGAGCAGCUCACAGAAGCAAAGGAUGCUGAGAUGUCCUAUGCAAUAGACGGUCUAUCUUCUUCCCAUCCUAAUAAGCGAGAAGUUCCAGAGGAACACAUUCUGAAUCUGAACUGUUAUCGACGUCAGUUUUACCGCACAUUUUGCUACUUUGUAAAAUGA